Cyanistes caeruleus (blue tit) is the source of this 7381-nucleotide messenger RNA. NCBI's taxonomy places the organism in Eukaryota, Metazoa, Chordata, Aves, Passeriformes, Paridae. The record is from RefSeq and is a predicted model, not a curated record.
AUGGCUGCCCUGCAAGAUAUCGUGGAUGGAAGUGACCUGAAGCAGUUUUUUGACAACAAUUACUCUCAAAUUUAUUUUAUAUUCUAUGAAAACUUCAUAACACUGGAAAACAGCUUGAAGCAAAAAGGGAAUAAAUCGCAAAGGGAGGAGCUGGACUCCAUCCUCUUUCUCCUUGAAAAAAUACUGCAGCUGCUGCCCGAGAGGAUUUUUUAUCGAUGGCAUUUUCGCAGUAUAGGGUCGAUUCUGAAGAAGCUUUUGCACACUGGAAACUCUCUCAAGCUGCGCUGCGAGGGGAUGCGGCUGUUCCUGCUGUGGCUGCAGGCCCUGCAGACCAACUGUGGCGAGGAGCAGGUGCUGCUGUUCGCCUGCCUGGUGCCCGGCUUCCCCCCGCUGCCGUCCCCCCGCGGGCCCUGCACGCUGGACAGCCUGCUCAGCCCCCCGGCCCCGCCCGACGCCAGGGUUUUCCCGGAGGAGAUCGCGCCGCUGCUGCCGGCUGUCUCCGGGGAGAAACCUGCCGAGGACCAGACCUGCUACUUCCUGCAGCUGCUGCUGAAAUACAUGGUCACUCAGGCUGCCAGCUUGGAGUGGAAGAACAAGGAGAACCAAGACACUGGAUUUAAGUUUCUCUUUGCAUUGUUCAGAAAAUACUACCUUCCCCACUUGUUCCCAUCUUUCACAAAGCUGACCAACCUCUACAAGCCUGUGCUUGACAUUCCUGAUGUCAGGCCAAGGCCGGUGUACGUCGCUGCCACGCGCAACAACGAGAGCGUCUACUGCACUAAAAUCCCCUACAUGGCAGCCCGCGUGGUGUUCAUCAAGUGGCUCGUUACCUUCUUCCUGGAAAAGAAGUAUUUAACUGCUGCUCAGAGCACAAAAAAUGGAGGAGAAAUGCUCCCUAAAAUUAUUCAGACGGUGGCCGUGGGCCAGGAGAAGGGCGCGGAGCCGGAGAGCGGCGCGGUGCCGGCGGGCGAGCAGGAGCGGGGAGGAUCAGAUCACGGAGCUGUUGUGGGAGCUGAAGCUCGCUGCUUCCAGUGGUGGUGUGGGUGGCAGGUGUGUGUUUGUGUGCACCACUUGUGCCUCCUGUGGGGAGUGAAAUCUGUGAAUUUCCCCUUCCAGGCUUUCCUGUUGCCGCCUUCCGAUAUAUCCGCGACACGGAAGGUGGUGAAGGUGUACCAGAAGUGGAUACUGCAGGAGAAACCCGUGUUCAUGGAGGAGCCAGACAGGAAGGAGGACAGCCAGGAUGCUGCUGCUCCCCUGGAAGACUCCUCAGUGCAAACAGACGGUAAACAUCUCUCCUCGGAGCCCUGCGGCCACAAGCGCUCCUCCAGCUGGGGCAGGACGUACUCCUUCAGCAGCGCUGUCAGCAGGGGCUGUGUGCUGGAGGAUGAGGACAGGGAUGUGAAGGCUGGCGCUCAGGCCGCGCUGCAGGUGUUCCUGACCAACUCAGCCAACGUUUUCCUGCUGGAGCCGUGCUCCGAGGUCCCCGUGCUGCUGAAGGAGCAGGUGGAUGCUUGCAAAGCCGUUCUCAGCAUCUUCAGGCGCAUGAUAAUGGAGCUGUCCAUGAACAGGAGGACGUGGGAGCAGAUGCUGCAGGUGCUCCUCAGGAUAACAGAAGCUGUGAUGCAGAAGCCGAAGGAGAGCCAGACGAAGGACACGUUUGCUCAGAGCAUGGCAGGGCUGCUGUUCAGGACGCUGCUGGUGGCGUGGAUCAGAGCCAACCUGAGCGUGUUCAUCUCCCGGGAGCUGUGGGACGAGCUGCUGGGCGUGCUGUCCGCCCUGACCCACUGGGAGGAGCUGGUCACCGAGUGGGCCAGCAUCAUGGACUCGCUGACAGCCGUGCUGGCCAGGACCGUGUACGGCGUGGAGAUGACAAACCUGCCCCUGGACAAGCUCAGCGAGCAGAAGGAAAAAAAGCAGAGAGGCAAAGGUGGUGUUUUAGAGCCUCAGAAGACAGCUGUGGUGGGGAGAUCUUUUUCAUUAAGCUGGAAAAGUCACCCUGAAGUUGUGGAGCCGAUGAGGUUCCGAAGUGCCACGACCUCUGGGGCCCCGGGAGUGGAGAAGGCGAGGAGCAUUGUCCGUCAGAGAGCCACAGCUAAGCGAAGCCAGUCUAUCAGCAACUGUGUCCAUCUCUAUGAGGCUUUGCCAGCCACUAAAAGUGUUCCUCUUCUGCUUCACACUGUGAGCUCUCUCUUCCCUGGUAUCUCUUACACUUCUUGCUCUCACAGACUGUCAGAAGUUGAAGAAUCUCAACAGCUGGAAAAUUCAGAAGGAGCAGAAGCUGCAGGCCCGUUUGCAGACCAAGAGCAGCAGCUAACUCGAAGCAGCAGCACUUCAGAUAUUGCAGAUCAGAUUCCAUCUGAUUUCUUUCAAGGCAAAACUGCUGGAAAUUCAGCUUCAGACUCCAGAUCACUUCAGGAAAACAGGGGAUGUGCAAAGGAGCAGGAAGCUGAGCAAGCUCUGAUGAGGAGGAGCAGCAGCACGGCCGAGCUGGGUGAUGCGAGGGCAGACUCGCAGGGCUGUUACAGAGCCAGGGAGAAAAGUGAGAGCCUCAGCAGUGACACGUCCCUGGGCUGUGCCACCGACGUGGACGCGGCUCUGGUGGCCUGGCAGGCGGCCGAGGACGAGCCCGAGGCUGGGACAGGUGUGGAUCCUGCAGCACCACGCUGGCUCCAGCUCAGCCCCUCACAGGAGCCUGCCAACCUCACAGACAGCAGUGAGUUCCUGGCUGACGACUGCAGUAUAAUUGCUGGAGGAAGCCUCGUUGGUUGGCAUCCUGAUUCUGCUGCCGUGCUCUGGAGGAGGAUCCUGGGAAUUCUUGGAGAUGUGAACAACAUACAGUCACCCAAAAUCCAUGCAAAAGUUUUUGGCUACCUUUACGAGCUGUGGUAUAAACUUGCCAAGAUCCGGGACAACCUCGCUAUCAGCGUGGACAAUCAGUCAACUCCCUCUCCUCCCGUGCUCAUCCCUCCCCUCAGGAUAUUUGCAUCCUGGCUGUUCAAGGCUGCCACGCUGCCCAGCGAGUACAAGGAGGGGAAGCUGCAGGCCUUCAGGCUGCUCUGUGCCAUGAUGAGCCGGCGCCAGGACCUGCUGCCCAACUCCGACUUCCUGGUGCAUUUCUACUUGGUGCUGCGCCUGGGGCUGACCAGCGAGGACCAGGACAUCCUGAACACUGUCAUCAAGCACUGCCCACCGUGGUUCUUCUUCCUGGGGCUGCCGGGCUUCACGAUGCUGAUCGGGGACUUCCUCGGCGCGGCGGCGCGCGUGCUGAGCGCGGACACGCCGGAGGCUCCCCGCUGUGAAGCUCACACCAUCCUUGGUGCUCUUGUGUGCUUUCCAAACACCUACCAAGGAAUCCCCUGGGUGGGACCCGUCUCAGAAGGCAGUGAGAGCAUCACAGGGAGUGCAGAUAUGAAGUAUUGCCUCAUAAAUAUUUUAUUGAAGAAUGCUACAGAGGAGCCAAGUGAAGCUGCAAGAUGCAUAGCCAUCUGUGGCCUGGGCGUGUGGAUCUGCGAGGAGCUGACGCAGUGCACCAGCCACCCCCACGUGAAGAAAGCCAUCAAUGUCAUAGGUGUGACACUGAAGUUUCCCAACAAGCUGGUAGCUCAUGUCGCCUGUGAUGUCCUUCAGCUGCUGGUGUCGUACUGGCAGAAGCUCCAGGAGUACGAAUCCUCCCUGUGCCGGAAAAUUACUGAAAUCCUGGUGGCCACCAUCGCGUUUCUCCUGCCCGGUGCCGAACACUCCUCCCUGGAAGCGGAUAAGAAGUUCAUAGUUUCUCUGCUGCUUUGUCUGCUGGACUGGUGCAUGGCACUGCCCAUGAAAAUGCUGCUGGAGCCCGUGUCUGCAGGUGCUGUGGAGGAUCAGCAGGCAUCCAGAGCUCCUCUGCUGGAUUAUAUUUACAGAGUCCUGCACUGCUGCGUCAACGGCUCCAGCACCUACACCCAGCAAAGCCACUACGUGCUGAGCCUGGCCGACCUCUCCUCCUCUGACUACGACCCCUUCCUGCCCCUGGGGAACGUCAGGAGCCCCUCGGAGCCAGCCCAGUGCCCCUCCUCCACCGACCUGGGGAACCUGCUCACCGUGGCCGAAGAGAAGAGGAGGAGGAAUUUGGAGCUGAUCCCUCUGACGGCGCGGAUGGUCAUGACUCACCUGGUGAAUCACCUGAGCCAUUACCCGCUGAGCGGGGGCCCCGCCAUCCUGCACAGCCUCCUGAGCGAGAACCACGACAACUCCUACGUGGAGUCCUCCGAGCUGUGCUCGGAAGUGUUCCGCAGCCCCAACCUGCAGCUCUUCGUGUUCAACGACAGCACUCUCAUCUCCUACCUCCAGCUCCCCGCCGAGCAGAGGCCGGGCCCCGAGCCGGCCGCGGCGCCCUCGGACGUACGGGUGAUCGUCAGGGACAUCUCGGGGAAGUACUCGUGGGACGGCCGCGUGCUCUACGGGCCCCUGGAGGGCCGCCCGCCUCAGCGCGGCACCGCCACCGCCACCGGUGAGGCGCAGCAGCUCGGCCUGUGCCGGGACAGCGAGGUGCAGCAGCUCGGCCCGUGCCAGGACAGCUUCACCGGUGAGGCACGGCAGCUCGGCCUGUGCCGGGACAGCGAGGUGCAGCAGCUCGGCCCGUGCCAGGACAGCUUCACCGGUGAGGCGCGGCAGCUCGGCCCGUGCCAGGACAGUGACACGCAGCAGCUGGGCCCGUGCCAGGACGAUGAGGAGGGCGAGGACGCGCUGGACCAGCUGCUGGAGCGCAUCGGGAGCAGCAGCCCCGAGCGCGCCCUCAGCGAGGGCCUGCUGCGGCAGAGCGCCCGCGAAAGGGACUUCGUGCUGAGCUGCGGCUCCCGGCGCCGCCCCAGCCUGGCCUGCCAGCAGCCACCGCCGCCAGCACAGCCACAGGCCUCCUUCUACUUCUGCCGGCUGCUGCUGGACGACUUGGGAAUGAACUCCUGGGACAGAAGGAAAAGCUUUCAUCUGCUGAAGAAAAAUUCAAAGUUACUGCGAGAACUGAAAAAUCUGGAUUCCCGCCAAUGCCGUGAGACGCACAAGAUCGCUGUGUUCUACAUCGCCGAGGGACAGGAGGACAAGUGUUCCAUCCUGGCCAACGCCAGGGGAAGCCAGGCCUACGAAGAUUUUGUUGCUGGGCUGGGCUGGGAGGUCGACCUGUCCACGCACUGCGGGUUCAUGGGCGGCCUGCAGCGCAACGGCAGCACGGGGCAGACCGCGCCCUACUACGCCACCUCCACCGUGGAGAUCAUCUUCCACGUGUCCACCAGGAUGCCCUCCGACUCGGACGACUCCCUGACCAAAAAGCUCCGCCACUUGGGAAACGACGAGGUUCACAUCGUGUGGUCCGAGCACACCCGCAACUACCGCAGGGGCAUCAUCCCCACCGACUUCGGGGACGUGCUCAUCGUCAUCUACCCCAUGAAGAACCACAUGUUCUUCAUCGAGAUCAUGAAGAAACCCGAGGUGCCGUUUUUCGGUCCCCUCUUCGACGGCGCCAUCGUGACCGCGAAGCUGCUGCCCAGCCUGGUCUGUGCCACGUGCAUCAACGCCAGCAGAGCCGUCAAGUCCCUCAUCCCCCUCUACCAGAGCUUCUACGAGGAGAGAGCUCUGUACCUCGAAGCCAUCAUCCAGAACCACAAAGAAGUGAUGACGUUUGAGGAUUUUGCCGCUCAGGUCUUCUCUCCCUCUCCCAGCUACUCCCUCGGCGGAACUGGCUGCCUCACCACAAGUGCAAGCACUGACCUCACUGACACCACUGGAAUCCAGCUGGCAGAGCCGCCCUCGCCCACUCCACGUGCCUCCAGGAGCAGGAUCUCUGGGAAGCUGCACCAGCGCCCUCAGCAAGGCGUCCGCCUGAGGCCCUGCAGCUCAGAGCUGUGGCCGGGGCAGCCCACGGCACCUGAGCACGGAUCAGAACAGGCAGGUCUGGGUGAACACGUCUUGAAGAGCCUGGGUGAGGAGUUUGCUCUGUGAAAUGGCCUUUCUCCAGUCUGGACAGACAUAGCUGGGGACUGGAUGUCACCUGUGUCACCGUCACCACUGCACUGGCACCGCGUGAGCCAAGCCCCUGGGCGCAGGUGCCGCAGCCAGAGUCAUGAACCAGCUCUGAGACCAGUUAUUUAAUGUACCCUUAGAGCACUGCUUUAGUCAUUCCAGGCAGCAUUUACCUGUGCAUUUCUGCUAAAGAGAGGUUUUCCCGUGACUAGCCCAGUAGCAAACGUUCCCUGCUGGAGCACAGGUGGAUGAGGGAUGUCCCACUGCAGGAAUACCGUGACUUUUCUGCGGUGUGUGUGAUGGCUGCGCACUGGAACUGCUCCCUAGAGACACAAAAAUAAGCAAAUCGCUUUUAGAAGAGCAAAUGCCACACUCCUGCCAUGACCCCUUCCCGGCACAGCGUGAAGAACUGAGUAACCCCCUCACCUUGUCCCAGCAGGGACCUGUCUCUAGCCUGAGGACAACACAGCUAAAGGUUUCUGAGGACUUAGGGUCCCCCUGGCACCUGCUGUAGUGAGCAGAGCUCGUGUUGGCAGUAGCUGAGGUGUUUUGGUCUACAGGUGUCAUAGGUUGAUGGGGUUAAAUAUCCAGUAUUUUAAAGCAACAGAAACCUGAGAUCAGCAGCCCCAGAGCCCUGUCCUGCUGCUGCUUGGUUGCUCCUGGGCACACAUACGCACACCUCCCAACAGAAUGGGAGUUGUUUUGAGCGAAGGGAUUGCGUUUUUUGGGAAAUGCCCCGUUGGGCCCCCGUGUUUGUUUCUGCACUUGCACUUGGUAUUGCAGCUGUCUGUCCAUCUGAGUGCCAGCACCUGGCCAGGGGCCACCCAGUGCCGGUGGGGCACAUUCCAGCCGUGGCCAGUGAUGCUGAGGUGGCCCUUGGGCUCUGCCUUGCGCUCUGUGCCCGAGGGGCAGCAGCUCAGCCUGGGUGCCCGGCAGGAACUCACCUGGUGCAGCUGCAGGAAGGAACCUCUAUCACUGAGAGCUUGGGCAAACCGGUUUGAUUUUCUGCUUCACAGCUGGGUUUUGCUUUCUAUUGAUUUUCUGUCAGUGAAGGAACCUGGAAAAUAAAAUAUGUAUUUUAAUUUAUUUUACAUUCAGGGCUGGACAGGCAAGGGUGUCUGGCACUUAGUUAUCCAAUAGCUGGUCUGAAAGAAUUUCAAAGGCAUCCUUCUGAGUAAGGAGCCUUUUCUCCUUAGAGCAAUAUGUACCUCUAAUUCAGGGAAGAAUUAAGACAUCAAUGAAAAUCAUGUUUUCCUGAUGUCAAAAAACUAUUAAUUUGUAUAAACUCUGCUGUGGUUUUGCACCCUGAACUGGAUGACAAAGCCACUCUGUUACCCCUCACAAAAUUAAUAAAUCUUUGCUCACAAUAAAGUUUCUCCCCAGAGCAAUA